Messenger RNA from Myripristis murdjan (pinecone soldierfish), 6288 nucleotides. It is a transcript of the gene nckap1, whose product is annotated as NCK-associated protein 1. The record is from RefSeq and is a predicted model, not a curated record. Gene Ontology annotation, cellular component: SCAR complex. Gene Ontology annotation, biological process: cell migration; neuron projection morphogenesis; cortical actin cytoskeleton organization. Bases 256 to 3654 code for a protein of 1132 amino acids. The transcript is spliced from 32 exons. Lineage: Eukaryota; Metazoa; Chordata; Actinopteri; Holocentriformes; Holocentridae.
GGUUUGCAGGGAGAGAGCCUCGCUGUGAAAACCAGGACAACUCCUCUCAUCCCUGUUGCAAAAAAAAAAAAAAAAAAAAAGACAGACAGGCUGGAAAACGGUGGGGUGGAGUACAGGAAACGGCUGUCCCCGAAUAUCUGACCAUGGGCGAAUUGUAAUAACCGCAUAAAUCACAGAUUUUCUCUGUUAACAUACCAGGAGCCGCGGAGAUUUUGUUUUUUUCUGGCUGAAUUGGUGAUUUAAUCGAAGAGCAAGAUGUCUCGGGGAGUGAUUCAGCCCAGCCAACAGAAACUGGCAGAAAAACUCACCAUCCUCAACGACAGAGGCAUCGGGAUGUUGACCCGGGUUUACAAUAUUAAAAAGCAAGGACAAGUUUGGAAGGCAUGUGGCGAUCCCAAGGCUAAGCCCUCCUAUCUGGUUGAUAAGAACUUGGAGUCGGCUGUUAAAUUUAUCGUCAGGAAGUUCCCUGCUGUGGAGACGCGGAACAACAACCUGGCUCAGCUGCAGAAGGAGAAGUCAGAGAUUCUCAAGAACCUGGCUCUGUACUAUUUUACCUUCGUAGAUGUCAUGGAGUUCAAGGACCAUGUGUGUGAGCUGCUGAACACCAUUGAUGCCUGCCAGGUCUUCUUCGACAUUACAGUGAACUUUGACCUGACCAGGAACUACCUGGACCUGGUGGUGACCUACACCACUCUGAUGAUGCUACUGUCACGGAUCGAGGAGAGGAAAGCCAUCAUAGGACUGUACAAUUACGCCCACGAGAUGACACACGGAGCAAGUGACAGGGAGUACCCCAGGUUGGGCCAGAUGAUUGUGGAUUAUGAGAACCCACUGAAGAAGAUGAUGGAAGAGUUUGUUCCACAUGCAAAGUCCCUGUCAGAUGCGUUGAUCAGCCUUCAGAUGGUCUAUCCCAGGAGGAAUCUGUCGGCCGACCAGUGGAGGAACGCCCAGCUGCUCUCUCUCAUCUCUGCACCCUCCACCAUGCUCAACCCUGCUCAGUCAGACACGAUGCCAUGUGAAUACCUGUCAUUGGACACAAUGGAGAAGUGGAUUGUGUUUGGUUUCAUCCUGUGCCAUGCGGUGCUGAACAGUGACGCAGCAGCAUUGUCGUUGUGGAAGCUGGCUCUGCAGAGCUCCUCCUGCCUCUGUCUGUUCAGGGAUGAGGUUUUCCAUAUCCACAAGGCUGCAGAGGACCUAUUUGUUAACAUCAGAGGGUACAACAAACGCAUCAAUGACAUCAGAGAGUGCAAGGAACAGGCCCUGUCUCAUGCUGGCUCCAUGCACAGAGAGAGACGCAAGUUCCUCAGAUCAGCUCUGAAGGAGUUGGCCACUGUCUUAGCUGACCAGCCUGGACUUUUGGGACCUAAGGCCUUGUUUGUGUUCAUGGCGUUGUCGUUUGCCCGUGACGAGAUCAUCUGGCUGCUUCGACAUGCAGACAACAUCCAGAAGAAAAGCACAGAUGACUUCAUUGACAAACACAUAGCAGAGCUGAUCUUCUACAUGGAGGAGCUCAGAGCUCAUGUCAGGAAGUACGGCCCUGUGAUGCAGCGAUACUACGUCCAGUACCUGUCUGGCUUUGAUGCUGUGGUUCUCAAUGAGCUGGUGCAGAACCUGUCUGUGUGUCCAGAGGAUGAGUCAAUCAUCAUGUCUUCCUUUGUCAACACUAUGACUUCUCUCAGUGUCAAACAAGUGGAGGACGGAGACGUGUUUGACUUCAGAGGCAUGAGACUGGACUGGUUCAGACUGCAGGCAUACACCAGUGUGUCUAAAGCCAGUCUGGGUAUAGCUGAUCACAGGGAGCUGGGUAAAAUGAUGAACACCAUCAUCUUCCACACCAAGAUGGUGGAUUCCCUGGUGGAGAUGCUGGUUGAGACCUCAGACCUAUCUAUAUUCUGUUUCUACAGCCGUGCAUUUGAGAAGAUGUUCCAGCAGUGCUUGGAGCUGCCCUCCCAGAGCAGACACUCCAUCUGCUUCCCUCUGCUCUGCACACACUUCAUGUCCUGCACACACGAGCUCUGUCCUGAGGAGCGUCACCACAUAGGGGAUCGGAGCCUGUCACUGUGCAACAUGUUCCUGGAUGAGAUGGCCAAACAAGCCAGGAACCUGAUCACUGAUAUCUGCACUGAACAGUGUACACUCAGCGACCAGCUGCUUCCAAAGCACUGUGCAAAGACCAUCAGCCAGGCUGUGAACAAGAAGAGUAAGAAGGCGACAGGGAAGAAGGGCGAGCCGGAGAGAGAGAAACCAGGCGUGGAGAGCAUGAGGAAGAACAGGCUACUGGUCACCAAUCUGGAUAAGCUCCACACGGCAUUGUCUGAACUGUGCUUCUCCAUCAACUACGUUCCCAACAUGGUGGUCUGGGAGCACACAUUUACACCCAGAGAGUACCUCACCUCGCAUCUGGAGAUCCGAUUUACUAAGUCUAUAGUGGGGAUGACCAUGUACAACCAGGCUACUCAGGAGAUAGCCAAGCCCAGCGAGCUGCUGACCAGCGUCAGGGCCUACAUGACCGUGCUGCAGUCCAUAGAGAACUACGUCACCAUCGACAUCACCAGAGUCUUCAACAAUGUCCUGCUGCAGCAGACGCAGCACCUGGACAGCCAUGGGGAGCCCACCAUCACCAGUCUGUACACCAACUGGUACUUGGAGACAUUGCUCCGUCAGGUCAGUAACGGACACAUCGCCUACUUCCCCGCUAUGAAGGCCUUCGUCAACCUGCCCACCGAGAACGAACUGACAUUCAACGCCGAGGAAUACUCAGACAUCUCUGAGAUGCGGUCUCUGUCGGAGCUGCUGGGGCCGUACGGUAUGAAGUUCCUCAGCGAGAGUCUGAUGUGGCACAUCUCUUCACAGGUUGCUGAGCUGAAGAAACUUGUGGUGGACAAUGUGGAGGUAUUGACCCAGAUGAGGACCAGCUUUGACAAACCGGACCACAUGGCAGCGCUCUUCAAGAAACUCACCUCUGUGGACAGUGUUUUGAAGAGAAUGACCAUCAUCGGAGUGAUCUUGUCCUUCCGCUCCCUGGCUCAGGAAGCUCUGAGAGACGUUUUGUCUUGCCAUAUUCCGUUCCUGGUCAGUUCAGUGGAGGAUUUCAAGGACCACAUCCCCCGAGAGACAGACAUGAAGGUGGCAAUGAACGUCUAUGAGCUGUCGUCAGCAGCAGGUUUGCCCUGCGAGAUCGACCCUGCACUGGUGGUGGCUCUUUCCUCUCAAAAGAGUGAGAACAUCAGCCCAGAGGAGGAGUACAAGAUCGCCUGCCUGUUGAUGGUGUUUGUGGCUGUUUCCAUGCCAACGCUAGCAAGCAACGUGAUGUCACAGUACAGCCCCGCCAUAGAAGGCCACUGUAACAACAUCCACUGCCUGGCCAAAGCCAUCAACCAGAUCGCUGCAGCUCUCUUCACCAUCCACAAGGGAAGCAUAGAGGACCGCCUCAAAGAGUUCCUUGCUCUGGCCUCUUCCAGCCUGUUGAAAAUUGGCCAGGAAACGGACAAGAUGACGACACGCAACCGAGAGUCUGUGUACCUGCUGCUGGACAUGAUCGUCCAGGAGUCCCCCUUCCUGACCAUGGACCUGCUGGAGUCUUGUUUCCCUUACGUCCUGCUGCGUAACGCCUACCACGCCGUCUACAAACAGAGCAUCAGCGCUAACGCAUAGACACACACGUCGCUCACACACACUACACGACUCCAACCACGCUGACUCUAAACCGCCGUAGCGCUAACGCAUACACACUAAACCACUGGAGCAUCAGUGCUCAUGCAUCAACACAUAAAGGAAAUACACACUAAACAGCACCUGUGAUACCAUCUACAAACUGCAUCAGUGCAAAACAAGCAGAAGUGCACACUAAAUCCACACUAAACGCACACAGAACACAUCUAACUGUGCCUGCAGUGCCAGCACUCACCACUCUGUCAUCAGCACAUCAGCAUAAGCAUGUUAACACACACACUCAUGUUACACCCACUGCACACGCCACGCCAACCAUGAAUCAGUGCAACACACCACACCCAUGCUAAAAUACAGAACAAACACACUAAACAGACACUAAAAAUACACUUGAAACGCCGCAGGAACACACAAAAUCUCUCCAUGCAGUGUAUGACGACAGCACACACUCCACACUUAGAAAUACACACAAACAUGAACUACAGUCAGCGCUACCAUAUGAACACUACACACACACACUACAUACACACACGCUAGCUGGAUGAAGUUGGGGGAUCAGUGUCUUUAUUUUAAAUGAACAUUGUACUUUUUCAUGAUGUUGCCAGGGACCAUGACCAUAGCAACAUAUAUAUACCAGACAUUUGGUUGGUUUAAAAGAACAAAAAUAUAAAUAUACAGUAUAAAUAUAUAUAUAUAUAGUUGACACUUCUAAAAUAUUCCUUUUUUUUUUCUUUUUGUGUUGAAUGAAAGAAAUUGAGAUUUUCAGCACUCAGCUGACAACUUUAUUUGUGGUGAUGGAUUUGGAUUUUUUGGGAAUGGAAAUGAUACUGACGUAACGUGGGGGUUUUGCUUUUACCGGGGAGGAUGUGUAAUGAUUCCUGUGUUGAUAAUGGAAGACAUGUCGCUUGUUAAUGUAAAUUUACCCACACAUACUGACAGACAUACUGAACACACACACUAAUCUUCCAACAUUUCAUAGUGAACACACACAAACUUAUAUAACAUGGUGAUGUUUUUUUUUUUUCUAUUUCUUUUUUUUUCUAGCUAGUCGUAACAUGAACUUUUUGUGGGUAAAAAUAUAAUAUCUGUAUUCUACUUUGAUGUGAACUGAACUCGUCUGUUUUUAAUGUUUAUUUUUUGUUAUUAUUAUUUUUAUGAUGAUGACAAUGAUGACGAUUUGCCAAAUGUGUUGACACUAAAAAAAAAAAAAGAAAAAAGAAAAGAAAACAUGUAUCAGGGCUUGAAAGUGGAGUGUUUGGAUAUUUUUGGGUGGUACGCCCUUUAAGUGUUUGGACGGUAAAUCCUUGUGGAUGUUCUUGAAUUAAUCCAGGUGACUGUGGCAGCUUGGUUUGAUGAGGAGAAAGUUUAUCCAGGCACAGUGGGAACAUCUUUAAAAUGCUGCAGUAGGACCAGUGAUAGCAGGCAGGGGCCCCUCACGCCCCCCCCUGCUAUCAGUCACCCUUCCGGGUUAAAUAAGGGUCUAAUAGGUGCUACAGUGCUUAACCAGCCCAGUGGGAAGUGGUGUGAAGUAGAACUGAACAAGCCGGCGUACACGCAUCGCUCACGUCUCGUGCAGCUGCCUGCAGGAUAUUUCCCUGCGCCUCCGGGCUGCUGAAAAGAUGAUGAUUUAUUCAUGCGUGUUGACCUUUAUUUAUCCGGGGAAGGUUUGCUGAGCCCACUUGCUCUAUUCCAGCUCCACCCUGCGUCACAUUUUUUACAGCUAGAGUCCGAGCAGCUCCACUAAAACAGCUGGGGGGAAAGUGCCUCACUCCAAGGCGACUAAACAGUGGCUGUUAAGGGAAAGGAGAACAUUUCUCACUCACCGUCUACACUCCGUAGCCACAUGGACGUGUUAAUAGCAGCCACUAAAGUAAGGCUAACCAGUGGAGACGCACUCAAAUUCUCAGCCCCGUAGAAUCAUGUUAAGUCUUCGUACAAAAAGCUGAAACUGCAAUAAAAUCAGAAUUGAAUUGCAAUAUUGCAAUAUUUUGUAGAAGUUCCACUGCAAUCGAUGGGGCGUCCCAGCAUGGACCGGGGACCUUAGGACAGACGGCCUACAGACAGAUGACAGGACAGCCUUUACGAAGUGCAGUCUGAUUUUUUAUUAUCAACGCAUGGCAAGGGCUACAUACAGAGAUACAUACACAAACCAUGCUCCGUUUAUGCUGGCCCUCUGCUGGUUUAUUACUAACACCAGGGCUCUGUCUGCCAGCUAUUACUGCAUACUAUCCAGUCGGCACCUGAACUUCACCUCUAGCUGAGAAUAGCUUGAAGUUUCAUUCCAGAAUAAGCAGAUUUUGCAGUUGCAUCAUCAAUAGAUUAGAUAAUGUAUGUAGUGGGAAUACACCAAAAAGACUGUAUAUGCACUCCUGCUGAGUAGCAUUAAGGAUUUAGUAUGUGUAGUCCUACUGCAUACUAAACAGUAGGUUCUCUGUAUAUUUCUACCGCACAUUUAGUAAGUAGUAUGCAUUAUCAGCAUGAGCAGACAGAUCCAUGGACACAUUCUGCCAUUUGAUGUGGAAUGGUUGCUGUUUUUCUCUCUAACCUCUUUUUUGUGUCUCUGAUUCCGCCGUGUAACUUUAAUGACAUGAAUAAAAUAAACUUUAGGGCUGUGUCAGA